Molecule: messenger RNA, 2289 nt
Organism: Chroicocephalus ridibundus (black-headed gull)
Lineage: Eukaryota; Metazoa; Chordata; Aves; Charadriiformes; Laridae
Gene: UROD
Product: uroporphyrinogen decarboxylase
Exons: 10
Coding region: 117-1226 (369 amino acids)
Biological process (GO): heme biosynthetic process
Cellular component (GO): cytosol
Molecular function (GO): uroporphyrinogen decarboxylase activity
Source: RefSeq, a predicted model, not a curated record
AUGGCGGCGUACGGAGAGGCGGGACUACGGGAAGAUGGCGGUGCCGGAGGGGCGGGACGGGGGCGGGACGGACCCCGUCGGGAGGCAACGGAGUGGCCGGGAAGCGGCGCAGGAGGAUGGAGGGCGGCGAGUGGCUCGUCCCCAAGGGCUUCCCCAAGCUGAAGAACGACACGUUCCUGCGAGCGGCGCGCGGGGAGGAGACGGAGCACACCCCGGUGUGGUGCAUGCGGCAGGCAGGGCGCUACCUGCCCGAGUUUCGGGAGACCCGGGCGGCGCAGGAUUUCUUCGCCACUUGCCGGAGCCCUAAAUUGUGCUGUGAGCUGACACUGCAGCCACUCAGACGAUUCCCCCUGGAUGCUGCCAUCAUCUUCUCUGACAUCUUGGUGGUGCCCCAGGCGCUGGGCAUGGAGGUUGUCAUGGUCCCUGGCAAAGGACCCACAUUCACAGAGCCCCUGAAGGAGGUGGAGGAUCUGCUAAAACUACGACAGAAGGUGGAUGUGACAGCAGAGCUGGGCUACGUCUUCCAGGCCAUCACGCUGACACGACACAGCCUGGAGGGCAGGGUGCCUCUCAUUGGCUUCUCCGGGGCGCCUUGGACGCUCAUGUCCUACAUGAUUGAAGGUGGUGGCUCCACUACAAUGUCCAAGGCUAAGAGCUGGCUCUACCGUCACCCCGAGGCAAGCCACCGACUGCUGCGGCUGCUGGCCGAUGUCGUCACUGACUACCUGGUGGGGCAGGUGGCUGCUGGAGCGCAGGCGCUCCAGCUGUUUGAGUCCCAUGCGGGGCACCUGGGCCCGGAGCAGUUUCAGGACUUUGCCCUGCCUUACAUCCGAGACAUCGCCCAGGCUGUCAAGAGCAAGCUGAAGGAGGAGGCACUGCCCCUGGUGCCCAUGAUCAUUUUUGCGAAGGAUGCACACUACGCGCUGCGUGACCUGGCCCAUGCUGGUUACGAGGUGGUCGGUCUUGACUGGACCAUCCGGCCCCAAGAAGCUCGCGCACAGAUAGGGAAAGAUGUCACCCUGCAAGGGAACCUGGAUCCCUGCGCUCUCUACGCACCCAAGGAGAAGAUUGGCGAGCUGGUGAAGAAGAUGCUGGAGGGUUUUGGGACCCAACGCUACAUCGCCAACCUGGGCCACGGCCUCUACCCCGACAUGAACCCUGAGCACGUGGGUGCCUUUGUAGAGGCCGUGCACGCUCAUUCCCGCCACAUCAACAAGCACAGCUGAGCUUGGGGGUUUGGGGACAGGACUCCGGUUUGGGCACAGUCACCCCAAGUAAUGUGUUGUCACAGGGCUCGCUCCAGGUUGGGCUGCAGCAGCAUUAAACCAGCACCUUUUCCACAGCAGCCGUGUGGCUCUGGCUGGGGGUGGAUGGGCAACUGGACGGCCCUGGAGGAGAUGGGCAGUGGUGGCAGCCGGGCAGUGGUGGCAGCCAGGCAGUGGGGCAUGUGUGGUCAGGGGAAGCCCCUGAGCCCCGUCCGUCCUGCAGGUCAGAAGGGGGACACAAGGAUGCCAGCAACAUGGUGUGGGGGGGAUGACUCUCCCUGCUGGGCUGCAGUGUUGUGCCAAGGGCUUGUGAGGGAGGAUGUGAGCCCAGAGCACGCUAGCCGUCUCCUGGCACUACAGAUGUGCGCAGCCCUGCUGGGGAGGUGGGCUGCCAGAGGUUGGGGGCUCACAGCCUGCCACUGCCUUGACUGUCGGGCAUGCCACAGGCCUGCUCCGGUGGGAACAGGCAACACGACAUUGACCCAGGGCAUCCCCGAGGGGGUGGGAGACCCAGCAGUACUCACCUAGGGGACAGCUGGACACGGGACAGGAGCCCUCCAGACACUACCACCAUCAGCACCCUGCUUCAGGGAUGGCAUCAGGGACACCAUGGCCCUGGCACUGCCAUCACCCUCCUCCAGCUCCCAGAGCUUCUUUAGGACCAUCCCACUGAUCCUCAAGAUCUCUCCAUGCAGACUUCUCCCCAUCUCCUCUGAUCCUUGGAGCCAAGUCCGCCUGGGGCUCAGCAGGCCCUGCAGAAAGCAGCCCUGCAGCACCCAGGAACCCUGGGUUAUGACUCCGUGCCACCCCAUCCCACGCCACAGCACACUCACUGCAGUCCAGGCUGGAUCAAGACAUGGGUGCCAACACUGCUCUAGCUGGCACGGAUGGGGCAGUGCCACCAGGGUGGGCAGGGACCUGCUGAUGCUGAGCGUGGCCGGGAAUUGCACCUUGAAGCAGCCAGGGUGCCUUCCCACUGCUCCAUCCCCCUCCUUGGGGUGCAGCAGCUGGGUACCGUGGGGGG